Vombatus ursinus (common wombat) is the source of this 1349-nucleotide messenger RNA. RefSeq names its product cytosolic iron-sulfur assembly component 1 (gene CIAO1). The record is from RefSeq and is a predicted model, not a curated record. Gene Ontology annotation, biological process: iron-sulfur cluster assembly. Lineage: Eukaryota; Metazoa; Chordata; Mammalia; Diprotodontia; Vombatidae. The coding region runs from base 50 to 1069 and encodes 339 amino acids. Gene Ontology annotation, cellular component: cytosolic [4Fe-4S] assembly targeting complex. Gene Ontology annotation, molecular function: protein binding. The transcript has 7 exons.
AGGGAGCGGGGGGGGGGGGGCCCGGGUCCGGCGGAGCUUGAGCGCCGCCAUGAAGGACUCCCUGGUGCUCCUGGCCCGCGUGCCGGCCCACCCCGACUCCCGCUGCUGGUUUCUGGCCUGGAACCCUGCCGGGACCCUGCUGGCCUCGUGCGGCGGUGACCGCAGCAUUCGCAUCUGGGGCAAGGAGGGUGAUGGCUGGGUGUGUAAGUCAGUUCUGGCCGAGGGUCACCAGCGCACUGUGAGGAAGGUGGCCUGGUCCCCUUGUGGGAACUACCUGGCAUCUGCAAGUUUUGAUGCUACCACCUGUAUUUGGAAGAAGAACAAGGAUGACUUUGAGUGUGUAACCACCCUUGAAGGACAUGAAAAUGAAGUAAAGUCAGUAGCUUGGGCCCCAUCUGGUAGCCUUUUGGCUACCUGCAGCCGGGACAAGAGUGUCUGGGUCUGGGAAGUUGAUGAAGAGGAUGAAUAUGAAUGUGUCAGUGUUUUGAAUUCACAUACACAGGAUGUUAAACAUGUGAUAUGGCACCCUAACCAAGAGCUGUUGGCAUCAGCCAGCUAUGAUGACACAGUAAAGCUAUACCGGGAAGAAGAGGAUGAUUGGGUAUGCUUUGCUACCCUGGAAGGCCAUGAGUCCACAGUGUGGAGCUUGUCCUUUGACCCCAGUGGCCAGCGCCUGGCGUCCUGCAGUGAUGACCGAACCGUGCGCAUUUGGCGCCAGUACCUACCAGGCAAUGAGCAAGGAGUGGCCUGCAGUGGCUCUGACCCUACAUGGAAGUGUAUCUGCACCUUAUCUGGCUUCCAUUCUAGAACUGUUUAUGAUGUCUCUUGGUGUCACCUGACAGGGGCUCUGGCCACAGCUUGUGGUGAUGAUGCCAUUCGAGUAUUUGAAGAAGAUCCCAGCUCAGACCCUCAGCAGCCAUCUUUUUCCCUAACAGCUCACCUACCCCAGGCCCAUUCUCAGGAUGUGAACUGUGUAGCUUGGAACCCCAAGGAGCCAGGACUGCUGGCUUCUUGCAGUGAUGAUGGUGAGAUGGCUUUCUGGAAAUACCAACAACCGGAAAGUCUCUAAGGCCUUUUACCCACACAUAUCCCCUGAACCUUUCAGCAGAGGGAUAAUACUGAUUUUCCCCAGAGGGGGGAAAAAAUCACGAGUCAGUUUUCUCAGUCUAUGUAAAAAGCCUGAAGGAACACAGUGCUAGCUUCACUCUCUUCAUGUCUGAACUUAAUCCCCUAUUCAUUUGUUAGAAGCUGGUUGAAAGAGCCCAGCUCUAGGAUCACUAAUAAUUUUUCCAUCCUUUUGACUUGGGCCUCUAGUUCAGUUGUGUAAAAUAAAUGUUUUAAAAAUCUUA